Ambispora gerdemannii is the source of this 1431-nucleotide messenger RNA. The record is from the annotation of a GenBank genome assembly. Lineage: Eukaryota; Fungi; Glomeromycota; Glomeromycetes; Archaeosporales; Ambisporaceae.
AUGGUCUCCUUUGUCUGCGAAGUUUGUCAAGAGGCCAUAAAAAAACCUAAACUCGAAGCACACUUUUUUCGUUGUCCGUACGCUUAUUUUAGUUGUAUUGACUGCUCUGCAACUUUUGUUGGCGACGGAUAUAAACAGCAUAUCAGUUGCAUUAGUGAGGCGGAAAAAUAUCAAAAAGGGUUGUACAAAGGCAAGAAGAACAAGCAAAACAAGAACACUAAUGUUGCAACUACUAACAGUAAUAUGAAAAAUGAAGGUUCAUCAAAGGUGAAUGGCGGCGCCAAGGAUAAAAAUAAUAAUCCCAAGACUGAUAAGAUUGUUGAGACACAAAGAAAGUCUGAUGAUUAUGAGGUAACAACCACCACCAAAAGUAGAAAAGAUUCUUCAAACAACGAUAAAGAUGCCUCAAAACAUCAUCAUCAACAAGACAUACUAAUUGAUGAUAAAUCCGAAGAUAAGUCUGAAAAAAAGAAAAAGUCGAAGACUAGUAAUAAUAAUAGCAGUAGUGCAGGUCAAGAUGGUAAUGACACUGAUUUCCCGAAAAAGAAAAAGUAUAAACCUGAAACUAGUACACCGAAAAAGAAUGUGUCAGAUCCUGCUCAGGAAUUGCUAAGCACAAAAGAAAAAGCAAUAGCAAGUACAGCAUUAGCUGCCACAAAUAAUACUGGGGUUAAGAAAACAGACAAGGAAAGUACUAGCCCCAAAAAAAGCAGAAAGAAGACAUCUAAAAAAACUCCACCAACCAAAAAUCAAGAUAUAUUUCACUCGGCCGCUUCAACACCUGAGGCAGAAGAGAAAAGAUCGAGAAACAAUGAGACAGGUCAGAAGAAACGUAAAUCUAAUGACGACGACGACGAUGAAUCGUCUCAAGGUCAAAUUCUAUCAAAAAAAAGCAGUCCGCUUAAUGGAAAAUCUGUUAAAGUUUCUCCGAAAAAACAAAAAUUGGACACAAAAGAAACAAAUCAAGAACAAAAAGCGGAGAAAAAGAGUAGCGAUGAUAGUAAAGAAGAAACAAAUGUAGCAAAGAAACGCAAAGUUGAAUUGGGUCUGGAGGCUCCUUCUGCCUCGGAAUCUGAUCAAAACUCUCUAGAAGAAUCUUCUACUACUCGGUAUCUUAAAAAGAUAAAACUAUCUGAAAAAGUAGUCUCGGAUGAUGUAUCUGACGCCUCUAUUAACACUGAUAAAAAGUCAAAAGAAAAAACCGUCAACGGGACGUCAAAGGACAAAAGGAGCCAAGAUAAUGAUAAAGGCGAGGAAUUUGACCUAAAAACAAAUAAAGAAUUAACACUCCAUCGAAUCGAAGAACUAACUAUCCGGAAUAUCAUGGCUGAUUCAAGAAACAAAUUAACCGAAAAGCAACUAAAGAAACAACUCGCCAAGAAUGUCAUAUUGGUCAUGAGUGAUAAUGAUACGAAUAUUUUCCUUAAGUAG